Trichoplax adhaerens is the source of this 663-nucleotide messenger RNA. RefSeq lists its product as uncharacterized. NCBI's taxonomy places the organism in Eukaryota, Metazoa, Placozoa, Uniplacotomia, Trichoplacea, Trichoplacidae. The coding region runs from base 1 to 663 and encodes 220 amino acids. The transcript has a single exon. The record is from RefSeq and is a predicted model, not a curated record.
AUGGCCCAUGAUGAAUUUGAGACAAUCAAUUUAAAAUCCAGUGAAUGCUAUAUAUGUCAUGGCUAUGGAGACGAUCACGAUCUAAUCACUUGUCCAAUUUGUAGCAAAUUGGACAAUCAGUUAGGUUACUAUCAUUCGUCUACUGUGGUUGGACACUCCCGGUGUUUCGAGAAAUGGCAUGCAAUUGCAAAGCAAACUUCGGCUUCAUUAACAUCAGUCGACGAUAAAAAUAUAGACAAUCUUGCUAACCGUCAAGUUGAUAGUAAUAGUUAUUAUAGCUUAACUUCUAUACGUGACAAAUUAAAAUCAAUGCUAACAUUAGGUAAAGAAACUGAAAUUGGCGGUUAUACUCAAUGUCCACAACGUACCCAAUCAGAAAGUGACCAACUUACUUCAUCACAAAGUAACUUGUUAUCAACUGGAGCAAAUUGUAGUGAUGACAAUAUUGUCGGUAGUAGUUUUAGGCCUGACAAAUGCGGUAGCCCAUCUGCAACUGGUAAAAUUAGUCGCGAUACUAGCUUAGACGGUAGCAAUGUCGAUUUAUCUGAUCUUGGACCAUUCAAAUAUAAUAUUAAUAUCAAGAAAGAUUACGGCAGUUUUAGUCGCUGUCAGUGUAAGUCAAAUGUUAUAAAAAUGAAUAAAUUGAUCAUAAUUUUUCGAUAG